Molecule: messenger RNA, 3032 nt
Organism: Cephus cinctus (wheat stem sawfly)
Lineage: Eukaryota; Metazoa; Arthropoda; Insecta; Hymenoptera; Cephidae
Exons: 10
Coding region: 166-1599 (477 amino acids)
Source: RefSeq, a predicted model, not a curated record
UAAGAAUCGUGGCAUUGCAGGGGUUCACGAGGAGGACAAAUGAAUGCAGUUACAACGUUUGCGGCCGGGAAAACGCCGAGUGAAAAGAUACUUCGUGGACCAGCACGUGCUAUCAUCUGUCAGUUGUGACAGAAUUGUGUGUUCACCUUUUUUGCUGCAAACAAAAUGGUCGACGUCGCUGCUGCCCUGCCGUCAACCACAGGAGGUGGCUCUUUGAUGGGUCGUACACGAGGCGCCCUUAAGUCCAUGAGGUCAGCCCUUGGCGGUGGAGGAGAGUAUCUUCAAGGGUUAGGAAAUAGAAUAGGCUCUGCAUUGAGCAGCAGCCUUGAGGAAAGUGAAUUGACAACUACGCCGUCGUCGCCACCGUCGCCGCCACAUCCGAUUCCUCAGGUGGUUAAGCAGCAGGAAGACAUUGGUCGAAGAAAGUUGAGGCUUCCAAGAUUCGGCACUGGCUUGUCGUAUGAGGAUUACGAAGCCAUGGCCAGGCACAAGUUGGAAAGACAGGGUAGUGCUAAUUCAUCAAGAUCAUUAAAAAAGUAUCCACCCGGUAUGACGUAUGAGGAAAUAGGAUCGUCCAGGUCUGUACCGGCGAAGAAGGACGUAAAGAUAGAAGAUGAUAACAGUACGGACGAUAAGGAAAGUCAGGAAAGUAUAGAGCCUCUAGAAGAGAAGGAUAUUAAAGCGACAGGACCUGAUCCUUAUGAAAAAUUGAAUUACAAAACAGCCAGGGCUCCAGAUCGCUAUGAGACGGUCAUUUUUCGUUUAGAUAUGCCCUGCAGUAGUGGAUCUGCUAGUGACCAAGAUGGCUAUGGACCAAGCACUAGUCUUGAAUCGAAUAUGGAUGGUCGAAAGGCGUGGCACAGAUCUGGAUCUUCCGGCUCGGUACAGUCUUGGGCAUCCAGUUUAUCGGCUGACAGCCAAUCGGAAGAAGCUGCAGCGGAUUUUAUGAAAUCUUUCGUUCCUUUGCUGUUCGAUGCACCAGGCAGUGUUGAUCAAGAACAAAAAGCUAAAUUUGGGCAGAUGGUUCUUACGGAAUCCGGCAGAGUUUGGUUCUCCAGGGUGGUGAAUGCUAGAAGAGCUCGAGCUUGCGUAUCGGAGGCUUCUUUUUAUUCUCUCGCUCAACAUUUUGCAGUGGCACUUUUUGAGUGUCACGAAGCCGACGAUUUUGCACCUGCUAAAAGUCUCAUGAAUAUGUGUUUCACGUUUUAUCAUGAAGUUGAUGUACCCGGACUAGAACCUUAUAGAGAAUAUUUGUAUACGCACUUGCGAGUUCAGCCAAUUUGGACAUCUAUGCGGUUUUGGACUGCUGCCUUUUUUGAUGCGGUUCAAUGCGAACGGGCCACGAGACCGGUAGCGCCUAGAUCAAAAUCGCUUGAUAGAGAAGCCAUUGCAGCUGACGAUCGAAAAUUUCAAGCGAACAUUGUUUUUGGUCAAUUAGGAACUUUUACGUGCAAUAUGCAUGCCUUCGGUCUGGCGAGGAGUCUUUGUUUGGAAUUUUUGCGAAAACAAUGCGCAAUUGCGAAUUUGUCACCAGAACAAGAGAAAAUGUUGCGUGAUAAUAUCGAGAGGAUGUAUGACGAGACUGAACCUUGGCGAUAGGUUUUUUUUUUUGAGGAAAUUUGAAAAUUUUGAAAGACAAGUUUAGGGUUGAAUUUUGUAAAUAUGAAAAAUUCUAUUACCUUGUUAACAAGAUGGACAUCUUGUUGCCUCUCGUUGCGAGUACGAAUUUAACAGUCAUUCUCAUAACUUAGAAUCCCUUAGUUUUUGGAUUACUGAAGCAAUUGUGCUUAUUAAAUCGAAAAGAAUUAAUCAGUGGUCAAUUAAACAAAAUUAAUGAUUAUGCAUAAGUCAUACGAAGAUAGUCAAUCAUCACGUGUAAUGCCUGAAAUAUUUAUUAUUUUAAAGCAUGUUAGGUUAGUAUUAGCGAACAAAACAAAGUUGCUAAUCAUCCUUUUGUCUGUAGAACUUCAAAAAAGAUCUAACAAUCCAAAAAAUUGUUCGAGAGUCGAUAAUAAAAUGGUUGUGAAAAAAAAAGUAAGGACGAGCUUAUCGGACGCCGUUAAAAAAAACUAAUAAAUAAAUUUCUACAAGAAGCGAAAAAAAUUGCUACUCUCUUUCAAAAUAUCCAAGGCGUCAAUUAUGAGCGAAAUUAACGACACAAGGCUAGUCCAUGUAUUGUGAAAAUUUGUUCAGAGAUGAAAUUUUUGAAACAAAUUUCAUUACGCAAUUAAUACCUCGCGCCAGUCAGCAGAGAAACAUUUUUGAAAUAUAUAAUGAGAGAAGAGAAUGUGCUAUAUUUUGUUAAAGAGCACCUAUAUCCAAAACUGAAAUAUAUCUGAUAUAAUAGGUAACGUACUGAUGAAAAUUCAAAACGCAGUGUUUCAAUAGAAGAUAAAUAAUUGUUUUUGCGCGAUUAAACAAUCGAGUUUUAAUGACGUAAUAAAACUCGUUUCCCCAUCGCUAAUGAAUUUGUGCAAUAUCAAUAAAUAGCGAUAAUCAGAAUUAUCGCUCGAAAUUGGUCAUAUUAAAAUUUUCGAGACAGAUAUAUAUACAUGUAUACAGCCGUGUAUACAUUCCCAAAAAAAAAUGAUCAACGACAUAGAAAAAUUUCAUAUCACGCAAUAUGUAAUCCGACCAUAAAAAUGUGUAUAAAAGGUAAUUAACAAUUGUAAAUAGUGAAACAACUGCGUAUUGAAUGUCUGAAUGCGGGAUACCGUAAGAAUAAUGUAAAAAGCGUGUAUCAAUAAAUGAAGUUAUCAGAGACUGUCUUUAGUGAUAAUUAACUUUGCAUGGUUCCACACGGCGCCUGAUGGGUGUCGAUUUGUGCGGAAAUUAUUUUUUUAUCAUUCAGUAUCUUUGGACGAUUUGAUUCUUUUCAUUAAGAUUUAAGGAGUCCGGAGAGACCAGAGAGAGAGAGAGAGAGAGAGAUACCUGAUUAUUAUCAUUAUUAUUCGUCAUUUAAUUCAUAAAUUGUGAAAGAAGGGACGAGUGGGGAUAAUAGAAGGUACAAAUAAAAACUUCAAUAAAUUUUA